Molecule: messenger RNA, 894 nt
Organism: Ascoidea rubescens DSM 1968
Lineage: Eukaryota; Fungi; Ascomycota; Saccharomycetes; Ascoideales; Ascoideaceae
Product: Fig1 domain-containing protein
Exons: 1
Coding region: 1-894 (297 amino acids)
Biological process (GO): conjugation with cellular fusion
Cellular component (GO): mating projection tip; membrane
Source: RefSeq, a predicted model, not a curated record
AUGGAGGGAUUUCCAGGUGGUCAAUUUCCAACAAAUGUGUUUGCUGAUAAUAAUGUCAAAGCCAGCAGGCUUGAACGUUUAAAUGAGUUGAAAAUAAGCUCUAUAAGACCAAGACAUUAUGCUGUCUUUUUCCUAUUGAUUUAUAUUAUAUUUGAAUGUAUAGUGAUUGGUUCAUCAAUAACUUCAGGCACAAGUAGCACUUAUGUCAUAAGAUUAAAUUACAAUAGUUUUUCAAACACUGCUCGAUUUUAUCCAGACGCUGUCACUAAAGUCGAAGUACGAGUUGGAUAUUUUUCAUCUUGUUUAAAGGCCUCAAAUAACGAAACAACCAGUGGAUGGAGUUGUGGUGAUAAUGAACCCAGAUUAUUAGAAAUUAAUAGAAAUUUCGAGCCAGAUAGCACUCCCAAUCAAGAUUUAUUAAAUUUCAUUCAAUUAACUGCCACCAAAUUUAGAGAAGAGUGUUUAACUCCCUACAUCUUAUUAGUGUCAAUCUUAUUGUCAUUUUUUACAAUUGUUUUAUUUGCCUUUGUAUCUCCCACAAGUCAGCCAAAGAUGUAUCAAUUUUCAACAGGUAUUUGUUACAUUGGGUUUUCUUUGGCUUUGGUAGCGGCUGUUUGGCAAGAAACCAAUGUAUUAACUGGUAAAAUUUUAAUGGCUUCAAUGGAAGACGAUUAUUUUGGUUUAGAAACUAAUGCUGGUGUCUCUGCGAGAGUUUUAAUUUGGUUUGGUGUUGCUCUUUUAUUAGUUUCUUGUUUCGCAUUAGGAUUUUUAGCUAUAAAGGGUAAAGUGGCCCAUGAAACAUCUCGAUCUAUUGAAAAGGAUUUUGGUGGUCCUUCGUUAGGUGGUCCAGUUGGUGGAAAUACAACUCUCAAUAUACUCAAUUCAACAUUUUAA